Messenger RNA from Opisthorchis viverrini, 729 nucleotides. RefSeq lists its product as hypothetical. Lineage: Eukaryota; Metazoa; Platyhelminthes; Trematoda; Opisthorchiida; Opisthorchiidae. Gene Ontology annotation, molecular function: lipid binding. The transcript has 3 exons. Bases 7 to 729 code for a protein of 240 amino acids. The record is from RefSeq and is a predicted model, not a curated record. Gene Ontology annotation, cellular component: cilium. Gene Ontology annotation, biological process: lipoprotein transport; cilium assembly.
CUGCUCAUGUUCACAAAAAACGUGAAAAAGUCGAGCUUUCAACCUGAUGGUCAAGCGAACGGACAUAGGGCAGAAAGCUUGACAAAGGAGGAACAGAAACAAAGUUUUGUGGAAAAUAAGACCAUCAAGCCAUCAGACGUUUUACAUUUAAAACAGCCGACAGAAGGAUAUUUAUGCCCAACAAACAAGAACGAUUAUGAUAUCCAGUUUUUAAGUUUUUGUUUACGCGAUUUGGACUCCAAUUCGACACUUUUUUCGGUGAGCAGACCAACGACAAAUUCUUGUUCAUUCACCGACACAGGAACGUGUAAGCAGUCGCGUUACUCACAUUUUCUUCAGCGGAUCAAGAUGUGGGGCGCUGUGUACGAUACCAUUUUAGCCCGGAGUUUCUGCGCCUUAAGACAGUGGGUGCAAUGUAAGGAAAAUUUCACCGCAUUUCUGACAAGCAGGGUCGAAUUUUCAGUAGGAGAUAAUCCAAUUGAGGAAUUCCGCAUGAUUGAGAACCACUAUUUUCGGAAAAAGCUGUUGAAAAGUUUUGACUUCAACUUUGGGUUUGUCAUUCCAAACUCAUCCAACACGGUUGAACAUAUCUAUGAGUUACCGAAAUUGUCGAACAAGGAAAUCAAAGAUAUGGUCUCAAGCCCAUAUGAAACACAAUCUGACAGCUUCUACUUCGUGAACGGGGUGCUAGUUAUGCACAACAAGGCAUACUACGCUUACAACAAAUGA